AUGAGGAGAGGCGGGAGGAACGGAGGCUGCCUGAAGGCCCCCUUGGCUCACACGCUGGCGCUUUUGUUGCUCGCCGCCCGCGCUGUCAGCGGGGGUUCGGACGAGCUCCUGGACGCGCUCGCGAACAGCACGGGCGCGGUUUUCCAGCACAUCGACGAGGCCUACUCGUUCCUGGGGUGCGUGGGGCAGGAGACGGAGCGGUGCCGGGACCUGUACGAGCAGAAGCAGGCGGCGCAGACGGUGGCCGCGGCCGUCGGCGGCGCCGUUCUGGACCAGAGCGGCUGGAGGGCGCUGGUGGAGGCCGCGGGGCGCAUGCCGGCUCUGGACGGGAGCGACGACAUCGACGACGAGCUCGAGGCGACGGUGCUGAGCCAGGGGGUGACGGUGGACCACCUGGUGCGCUGGGUCUCCGAGGCAACGGGCGAGGCCGUGGGGUACGAGUACUUCUUGGACGACGAUUACGACAGGCGGCUUUCAGCGACCUGGCAGGGGGUGCAGGUGGCAUUGGGAAGGCCGUGGCCUGACCGUCUCGUCCACUGGACGUUCCAUCCGGACUUGGGCUCUUGGGCGCGGUCGGUGCUUCUGAGCGCGAUGAAGGAGCUAGAGACGAAGACCUGCGUGCGCUUCCAGGAGCACGCGUAUGGAUCUGCGCACCUGGUGACCCUGGCGCACAUCGAAAUGACCGACAGCGAAGCGGGCUGCUGGGCAACGAUCGGGUACAGGGGUGAGGCGCGGCUGAACCUUGGCUUCGGGUGCGCCUUCCACAGCAUCGCGUUGCACGAGCUGCUGCACACGCUGGGACAGGCGCACGAGCACAGCCGGAAGGAUCGGGAUCACUUCGUCGAGGUGAAAUGGGAAAAUAUCAUGACCGGCAUGGAGCACAACUACAAUAUCUAUCAAGCCGCGUACACAGCAGGGCCAUACGACUACGCGUCCUUGAUGCACUACCCGCGCUUCGCGUUCAGCAAGAACCAAUGGACAAUGGACCCGGCGAUCAGCUGGACCCUCGGAGCAUUAUCGUCAUUGGGCUUUGAUGCAGCAAGCGACGAGACAGUCAGAGCGAAGAAUCCGAAGUUCCAGAACGACAUCGGCACAGGAUACAAGAUAACGGACCACGACGUCCUCCAGCCGACGACCUCCUGCAUCGGCGGGCUGACCGCGACCUCCUGCUCGUGCUACAGCGACCGGGGCGACUGCCGGGGCGCCUACCUGGCCGAGUCCCGGGUGGGCAGCGACUGCGUGGCGGCCAGCAGGACCGCCCUCUCGCCGUCGCCGACCCGCGCCUACGCCAUCUGCCACAGGUUCGCGUCGCCCCACUACCUCCUGCGCCGCCUCUCCGGCCUCGGCGAGUCCGGCACGGCGUCCGAGUCGUGCCACGGCGACUACAAGCUCCUCGGCUGCAGCUGCAUCUCCAGCGGCGACUACAGCUGCGGCGCCGCUCCCGCGGGGGACACCUGCACGGCCACCGCCUCUGGCGGGGUCUGGGCCUCCGCCAACUGCGUGCACGCGCCCGCCAUCAACGCUUCCCAGGUCGUGGUGGGCGCGGCGGGCACCGAGAGCACCGCCGUGUGCCCUGACGGCAUGGAGCUCACUGGCUGCUCCUGCGGCGGCCUCAACUGCAAGGGGGCCCGGGCCUACGGGGAGGGGCAGAACGCUUGCAGGGCGAAGGCAACGGACUCCCAUCAGGCAACGGCGUACGCGAUCUGCGCGCACCUCCUGGAGUCCGUGGACCUGGCGAUGCCCCGCGCGGAGGGGUUCACGGGCGGAGACGUCGGCGACGUGGCCGGCGCGCUCACGCCGAUCCAGAGCGUCUACUGCGAGGGCAGGACCGGCUGGGACGAGUAUCGAGAGAAGGCGCUCUUCGACUGCGGCAGCAGGGGAUGCAACCAGACGGACCUCGGCCUCGUGUCCGCCGGCACGCCCGUGACGCUCACGGCCUGGGAAGGGCAGGAAGCCCGCUGCCCGCUGGGCUUCCUGGCCGUCAGGUGCGUGAGCGAUUGUGCAGGCGUGGAGAUCCAAUGCGCGGCCCCGAGCCGCGGGGCGCCGUGGUACCUGUCGGGGAACCGCUACGCGUCGCCGUGGUUCGACGGCGAGACCGGGUCUGGGAUGGCCUCCUGCGGUGACGGCCUGGUGGUCGGGGUGGAGUGCCAGGACACAGACCUGGACGGAGCCGUGAUCGACACGCACGGUCACUGCGACCAGCUCCGGCUGUGGUGCCGUGGCAUCGCCAUCGUCACAGGCAGCGAUGGAGAGCGCCACGGCACGUUCGACUUCACCCUGCACUCUGGUGAGUGGUCUGCGUGGGUCUCCAGCACUGGGGCGAUGGAGUGGGUUUUCGAUUUUGACCUGCAUGACGACGAGAGCCUGUUCGCUGACGAGCGCAUGGCACCGCUCCAGCAGAUGCAGUGCGAGGGCCAGUCGUGCGACAACGUGCGUCUCUACAGCGUGCAUGGGUUCGGCACCUUCGCGACGUCUGUGGAGCUGAGUGGCUCACCGAGUGUUUGGACUGUACCGUUCAACGAAGGGGAGAUGGAGUGUCCGAAUGGUCACUACGCCGCAGGGUUGAAGUGCAUGGGAGCUUACUGCGAGUCCAAGAGUUUGUUAUGCGCGACUCCUGCAGGUGACUGGGUGCCGAGUGGCUCCACUUACUAUUCGCACUGCUUCACGCACGCAGGCGAGAUGCCUUGGUGGACGUGGUGGCAGAGCUUUCGGUCUUUUAUGCGCGGCAAGGAGAAGCAGUGUGUGGGCACAAGUGUCGAAGCAAUGCCAGACGCGCAGACUUGCGGAGCAGAUGGCAUCAUUGUUGGCCUCAAGUGUUUCGGAGGAUAUUGUGACCGACUGCAGUUGCUUUGUCGCACGUUGGACGCGAACGUGGACGUCCAAACAGGAAACAUCACCAGCGCGGAGUCCAUUAUAUUCGAGUUGGGUGAGGCGGGUCUCUGGGAAGACAUGUCGAUCUGGGCAGAAAAGCCCGUAGACGGUCAGCCG
Prorocentrum cordatum is the source of this 2988-nucleotide messenger RNA. The record is from the annotation of a GenBank genome assembly. Lineage: Eukaryota; Dinophyceae; Prorocentrales; Prorocentraceae.